Messenger RNA from Phytomonas sp. EM1, 1962 nucleotides. Lineage: Eukaryota; Euglenozoa; Kinetoplastea; Trypanosomatida; Trypanosomatidae. The record is from the annotation of a GenBank genome assembly.
AUGGCGCGUUUUGAUCCCAAACUCGCGCUUUGUGGGGCCGAGGAGGUGCGAAAAAGCCUCACCGCGAUGCAGUUGACGCCGGAAAACGCCAAAACGCUUUAUCGAUGCGAACGUUAUUACCUCACGCUCAGUCGUUACACUGCGUGCUAUCUCGUGCAUAAGGCUUUGCAGCUCCUUCUCCUCCCUCCGUAUGGCGUCCUCCAUAGGCUUUUAACGCAGCUUUUUGACGUGUGUUUGUUGCAAAAAGAGCCGGUGGCGGCGCGGAUGGUGGAUUUGUGGGGAGAUUUGGUGGAGAAGGCGUUUCGUUCGAGUCUUUUUGAGGCGGCGUCGCGGGAUUUUAGCCGGACGAUCGCCCUCGCUGAGCUCAACGAGCACUUUCAGAAGGAAUGGCAACGGUGUGUGCUGUGCAGUUCCGGCGCUGAGGAGGUCUAUUGGCGGCUCGAGACCGAAAAAGGGAAGCGGGAGCGUCCAGACGACGAGGCGGGGUCGAGUUCCUCGGAAACCGCCCCGAUGAAGGUCGUGCGGGGUCCUUUGGGGUUUUUAUCGCAGCUGCGGCUUUGCUACACCGAAUCGACCGCCGAUCCCGCCUUCGACGAGCCUGCGAGCGGGGAAACCCCGCUUCAGCUGCUCCCGGAAGGUUUUAUCGCCCGUUAUGGCGAGCUCUUCACGUCGUUGUUGCGGUGGAAAACGAUGGAGUCCUACGCGACGUCGACGUGGCGGCUUGGGUUUCGCGGCGGGCAGGUGGUGGAGGUUUCGUUUUUCUCCAACACCGCGCGUUAUCUGUUAAUUACGAUGCAGCGGAGCAUGUGGGAUCGUCUUUGUGGAUUGUGCGCGAACUACCGCGCCAGCCUGCGCUUUGAGCAAGGGAUUUGGUAUACCUACACGAGCCUCGACGACUUCACCCAGGAGCAUCGGUUUUUUUUGCAGGAAUGUCGUUUCGCCGCGAUGUUGGAUGGGGUUUUUACCCCGAUAUGGGGGCUUUUCACGCGGUUGAUGCGGCUGAUUGAAUCGGUCCGGCGGCUGUUGAAAACCGUGGCGGGCGAGAUGGCGGUGGAGCGUCGACGGAUCCUCGCCGCGCAUCACCUCCUCGACCUUUAUCACGGCAGCGAUCCCGACUCCGCCAGCGACGCGAGCAGUGAGGGAAGCCGGUCGACGAGCGCCUCCGCGUCCUCGACCGCCUCCUCUGCGGGGAUGCCCGCGCGGGGAAAGGAUCGCGCGAGUGGAUUACCCCCUCUCACGGGAUUCCCAACGACCACCUCGCCGGCGUCGAGCAAAACGAAAAGCGCGUGCGCGACGCCGCGGGGGAAAAAGCUCCACGACGACGCCGCCCCUUCCAAACCGCCCUCCACCACCUCCACCCCGCAAAGCCAUCCCUCCAACCGCGAGGUCGAUCGAUCGAAAAAAAUAAACGCGCACGCGAGCACGAUCAAAGACGCUCGUCCAUCCGCUCAGCAGCGAACCCCGAAGGUUUAUCGCAAAAAACGAAAAACACGCGUGAAAAAAGCCACCAGCGCGGCGUCGGAGAUUCCAAAGGCGAGCGAAACCCUCGCGCAACGCCAGAAACGUUAUCGUAUCACACGGCGGAAGAUUUUAGAAGCCCACGAACCCCUCCAUCGACGCCUGCGCGAUGGGAUUAAGCUGCAUCUACGCGGGUUGGCCACGAUCACGGAGGAGCUCAUCACUGGGCUUUGCCACAUCCGCGAUGUCCACACGCUUAAAGAGCUCGGGGAGGUUCAAAACGCGAUUCAUGGACCCUUCACCACGUUGGAUGAUUCAGCACAAAAAGAGCAGCACCAAAGAAGUGAAGGGUCAGAUCCGUGCAUAACGGAUUCAACCGAUCGAAUCAUGCACAAAAAAUGGGUAGAAUAUCGUCGACGGGUAUUAACAGAGCGUAUUUCCUUUCUUACCACUUUGAUAAAUCCGCUUCAAACGACGCUCGAUUUGCUUAAUCGUAAAAUUUGA